Suillus subalutaceus is the source of this 852-nucleotide messenger RNA. RefSeq lists its product as uncharacterized. Lineage: Eukaryota; Fungi; Basidiomycota; Agaricomycetes; Boletales; Suillaceae. The record is from RefSeq and is a predicted model, not a curated record. Bases 1 to 852 code for a protein of 283 amino acids. The transcript has 3 exons.
AUGGACCUUGAGCUAUCAUCUGAAGAGUGGACAUGUGUUCAAUGUCUGCUCUCAAUCCUCGGUGUACAUAUUUUAAUCUUACUUGAAUCAUGGCUCACAUCGAAACUACAGUAUGCCGAGUUGUCACAGCAGUCCUUCUCAUCUGAACAAGGACCAAUGCUUCACUUAGCAUUGCCUGCAUUAGAGUCAUUGCACAGCGCAUGGUCGUCAUGUUCUGGACGCAUUAAGUAUCUCGAUUUUGCGGAGGGCCUGGAUGCCGGUAUUGAGAAGAUUGCAAAGUAUUAUGAGAAGUCAAGCAGUUCUGAUGCACAUAUUAUGGCCAUGUGUGCAUUGUUCUUUCAUGUACAUAUCACUCCAACUGACUUUCUAAUGACAUUUCUUGAUCCGUCACAAAAGGAGACCCAUAUUCACAAGUAUUGGGGCGAGGAAUUGCUUGCCAAAGCACACGGACAUGCAGAGGAGAUGUACAAAGAACGGUAUCUUGAAAUGUACGGCAACAAUCCUGACUCUAGGAAUGGUGCCGAAGUCAAGGUCAGGAAGACAGGGAAUUGCAAGCUUGAUGCUCUGCUGCAAGAGCUCUCUGACAGCGAGGAUGACAGUGACUCGAUGCUGCAGCCCACCCUAAUCUCUCACACAAGUUCUGUUACUCUCUCCGAAGCUGCGAAUGAGCCAUGGCGGCAAGACUUUCACGCUUACCUCAACUCCAAGGACUACCUUGGAGAUAUGACUAUCGUGCAGUGCCAACCACAGAACUUCACAGUACACACAAAGCUCACAGCAUACAGUAGCUACAGCACCACUUACUUCCAGUCACUCACAGAGUCACAGUUUCUUCCAGGCUUUGACGAGUAG